Molecule: messenger RNA, 1397 nt
Organism: Cydia pomonella (codling moth)
Lineage: Eukaryota; Metazoa; Arthropoda; Insecta; Lepidoptera; Tortricidae
Exons: 4
Coding region: 400-1047 (215 amino acids)
Source: RefSeq, a predicted model, not a curated record
UAGUGAGAGAGUAAAAGAGAAAGAUCCCCGUAAUUCGCUAAUUUCGGUUUUCGCGGUAGGCCCCCAGGUAAUCAGACUGACAGCAGACGUGCGUAUUUUUCUUAUUCCAUACAUUUUCAAAAGGUAUAUUUUUUAAACUUUUAUUUAGUUCUUUUUAAUAAUAAUUAGGUAUACCGUUAAAACAAGAACAACAUUUAUUCAUUCAGAUUAUUAAUAAAUAGUGGCGAUCCAACAAUAAAACGCAUUCUCACAUACCUCGUGUAUGUAACGUAAAAAGGAACGAUUGAUUUCUUGGGCGGGAACUAAGUGGAAGCCGCGCCAAGUAUACAUACCUAUUUACUAAAACCGAGGGUAGUUCUGAAAAUAAUUGAUUAUUAAAAUAUUAGGUUUAUUGCCAAAAUGGAAAAUAAAACAGAUUUAAUUAAAAAUUGCAUUCGCAACAACGACGAACGUAAACUAAGUGAUCUAUUGAGUACAGGGUUAGAUCCAAAUUACGAAGGAGGAUGGCCGAUUCGACUAGCAGCACGUCUUGGAGCGUAUUCUCUAGUGAAGACGCUGCUACAUUAUCGUGCCAACCCUCAUUUGUUAGGAGAUUCAGGUGCAUCGACAUUGCAAUUAGCGGUAUUUUCUGAGAAGCACUGGGAUACCGAUAAAUGGGGAUUCCUAUUGUCAUGUUGCGAUUCUUCUCAGUUGGCUGACGGUGCCGCAGUCGCCAUCGUGUUUCAUAAUAUAGCUGCCAUCAAGACAAUCUUACAAACCGGACGAUGCAAUACUCACAUCCCAACAACAUUGACAGGAAAAACCGUCGAGCAGCUAGCAAAGGGAUACAAGCUAGACAGUCUAUUGACAACAACGCUUACUACUCCGCAGUCAUCGCCAAGAGUUACCAGACAAAACAGGCUGAGCGUUCGAAGCGGCGCGUCUCCUGCACAUCAUCGGAACUUAUCGCCAUCCGUAGCCAGAUUCUUUGACCAAACCGCCGGCCAGCCUUCCCUCACAACACAACGAAGCCCUAUUCAGCUGUCAUCACCUAAUGAAAGGGCCUAAACUUGGAUUGAUAACAGUGAUAAAAAUAUCGUAUAAAAAACAUGAACGCCGGCGACGAAACCCGGCGCUAAAUGAUAGAUAAAUGAGCUUUGAAUUAAUAAGUAGACUUUACGAUAGAGGUUGGUAAAAUAGGUAAUAAUUUGAUGUAAUUAUUUCAUCUUAGUUGAAUUUAUAUUUGUUCUAGUAAGGAAAUGACAAUACCUACUUAUUUAUAUGACAUGAAGCCCGAAUUUGACUCCAAUUUUAUAACUUUUUUUAAAUUACUCUGACAAACAUGUAACUUUAAAUAAAUGACCAUAAAGGAAACAAGUGAAAACCAUUUAUUUUAAUAUACAGUUAUUAGACGUAUA